AUGAUUAAUUCAGCACUGACCAUUUCCGUAGUUCUCUGUUGUUGUUUGGCAGUCGCGCGGGGCCAAGUGAGAGCUUUCGAUAAGAUAACCUUCAGCAAUGUCGGUUUUGCCGGUACAUUCCAACCAGUUUCUAGAUUUAGGAACAUUGGCGAUGCGGACAGGUGCACCUGUGAGGUUGGUGAGAGACAGUGGUUCUCAGGAAACAAUGCGCCAUUAGCAGACCAUGUUUCAGUUCAUUUCCGUGGACCCUUGAGAUUAAGUCAGUUUGCUUACUAUACCACAGGACAAUACGUUAUUGGUGACGACGGUACUGAUUCAUGGACCCGUAGAGCAUACUAUGGAGCAUCCUCACAGGUGAGCGAUAACGUCACAUUCAUGGGAAAUGUUGGUGAUAACUCUUCGUGCUUGGGAAGAGCUUUGGAUUAUGUCAGCUAUGAUGGUCUUACGAAGGCUGCGGGUUCCACAUUAUUAAGAUCAGACAAUUACAUCAGCUCGGAUGAAGAGUACGCCAUUUUCUCCAAUGUGUCUUGUCCCAACUCCGGCCUAGGAAGAGGUUGUGGUGUUUACCGUGAUGGAAUCCCAGCAUACUACGGAUUUGAUGGUGAAACCAAGAUGUUCUUAUUUGAAUUCGAGAUGCCAAGAGAGACCCAAACCAAUUCAUCUUCCUUCAGUUAUUACGACUUGCCAGCAAUCUGGCUAUUGAACGAUAACAUUCCAAGGACUUCUCAAUACCCCUCAAAUGCGAACUGUUCAUGCUGGGCAAGUGGGUGCGGUGAAUUCGAUAUCUUCGAAGUCAUGAACGGCACCCAAAGGGACAACUUUUACUCCACAUUCCACACUUUCCAAGGGAUUGAAGAUCUAGGUACUGGUAUCCAAUCGUAUGGGUACAUUCCUAGAGACACCCAAAACACAAUGAGAGGCGGAGUAGUGUUCGAUUCCGACGGUAACGUCGCGACCUUCCUAUCGAACUCCACACAAUUCGGCGCCAACAUAUCGGUCUCAGACAUAUCUUCUUUGCUCGCAGAUUUCUCCACCUCCCAGUCCUAUUCGAGCGCCUUGGCCUCAAUAUCGGGCACAGCCCCUACUACAACUUCGAGAUCAAGCGGUUUCGCCCUCACCGAAAAACAAGGUGGUCUGUGGUACUACCUCUUUACUCUGUGUACUGCAAUCGCCCACAUUUUUGUGAUCUGA
Molecule: messenger RNA, 1191 nt
Organism: Zygotorulaspora mrakii
Lineage: Eukaryota; Fungi; Ascomycota; Saccharomycetes; Saccharomycetales; Saccharomycetaceae
Gene: TOH1
Product: Toh1p
Exons: 1
Coding region: 1-1191 (396 amino acids)
Cellular component (GO): fungal-type cell wall
Source: RefSeq, a predicted model, not a curated record